This is a messenger RNA of Talaromyces amestolkiae, 267 nucleotides long. RefSeq lists its product as uncharacterized. The record is from RefSeq and is a predicted model, not a curated record. The transcript has 3 exons. Bases 1 to 267 code for a protein of 88 amino acids. NCBI's taxonomy places the organism in Eukaryota, Fungi, Ascomycota, Eurotiomycetes, Eurotiales, Trichocomaceae.
AUGCCUGAAGAUUACUCCUACAAGAGCUCCGGCACCAACAGCCAGGUUACUGACACGCAACCGUUUCAUCAAMAGGGCAACCACUAUUGCUCCCGCGACUAUGGUAGCGAGGCAGCAAACCCCAACUCUUACCACUAUUCCAACUCGGACGGCUCGUACUAUUACAGCAACCCCAACGGCAGCACCUAUUACAACAGCGGCAGUGGCUAUUCCAGCUACACUCCUCCCAGUGGUGGGAAUGGUGGCAGCAGCGGUGGAAAGAAGUAG